CUCAAUCUUUCUCGGUUCAACAUGAUCAAGAUGGCGGAGGCAGUGGGGUGUGCGCUAGUGUAGGGUUUACCGGAUUGCACAGCUAUGAAACGAUUGUUAUUGUUUGCUGUGGUUUCCCUACCAAUUAUCAGCUGAGUCCAAAUGUGAUCAGAGCAUGUAUUCGCUGAGGAAAUGGUUGGUUUUGAUCCAGGUCGUAAAGAGAAGAAGAUAUCUUCAACCCAGUGUGGAGUAUGUGGCUCUGUGUCUGGGCUAGUAACUCGUUUGGUGGUUCAACCCUUCGAUGUCCUUAAAAUACGAUUUCAACUUCAGAUUGAACCUACAUCCAAGAAAAUAGCCACAGGUAAAUACUCAGGAAUAUGGCAAGCAUUCAAACUUAUUUACAAAGAAGAAGGAUUUACUUCGCUCUGGAAAGGUCAUGUACCUGCUCAAGUUCUAUCAGUGGUUUAUGGAUAUUUUCAGUUCACAGCUUUUGAAGCCAUUACAGAGGUUAUGUGGAGGGUAAAUCCUAGAUGUACAGAUCAAAAAUGGAAACCAGGGCUUGCUCCUACUCUAGUGCAGAUUUUCCCUCAUGCUGGGCUCCAGUUUGGCUUUUAUUCAUUUUUUAAGACCCUUUGGGAAAUUUCAUUUAGGAUUAAGAGACAAGAUCCUUACAAAGCAGCAGGGGUGGAUGAAAGUCUUGUUUGUGGAGCAAUAGCAGGAUUUUUUAGCAAAGGGGUUAUUUAUCCUCUAGAUAUGGUGAAGAAAAGGCUGCAGGUUCAAGGAUUUCAGGAUGCCAGGGAGAUAUUUGGAAGAGUUCAGAAAUAUAAUGGCAUGUUAGACUGCUUUAGAAUUAUCCUUAGAGAAGAGGGUGCUUUUGGCUUUUUCAAAGGACUGGCCCCAAGUACACUUAAGGCUGGUUUGUCUGUGGCAAUCAUUUUCUGUACAUAUGAACAAUGCAUCGUGCUUGUGAGAGAAUAUUUACAUGAUGACAAUACACCAGAAUUAACCAGAUGACAAGUAUUAAUAGUGACAAAAAUACUAGACUGAAUGCUCUCCUUCAAGAGAAACAUGAAUCGAAAUUUAGAUUAACUUGACAGUUUAAUUGCCUACCAACAUAAUAUUACACAGAGGCUGAAAUGCUUAUUUACUAUUUUGCAGAAUAUAUAUUAAAUGAUAUCAAUAUGAUAUCAAUACUGUUUAAAUCCAGUUUGGAUUCAGUUUUAGUAUACAUUUUAAAACUGGUUUUAUUUACUAUUGGAAAACUGAUUUAAUUACUGUCAGGAUCGUAUGCUUUGUAUGUAACAAUUUAUGUAAAGGUGGAAAGCAACUAAGAUAACAUUUUCAAUUUAUCUGCUAAGGAGAGGCCUUUGUUUGCUAUAUUUUUGUUAUCAGAAAAUCAUACCCUCUAAACAAUCGAAAGAAAAAAAAAACAGCAUAAUUGGUGAAUUUCAUUCUUUAUAAUAGAAUUGGAUUUUGGGGAAGAAAAAAGUUGCAAGAAUAAUAUAUAAACUAUACACCGAAUCGAAAUAUGGUGUCCAAUUUGAAUUGCCAUAAUGAUUGUUGUAGACUUACUAGCCUCUCACACAU
Molecule: messenger RNA, 1566 nt
Organism: Stylophora pistillata
Lineage: Eukaryota; Metazoa; Cnidaria; Anthozoa; Scleractinia; Pocilloporidae
Product: mitochondrial thiamine pyrophosphate carrier
Biological process (GO): transmembrane transport
Source: RefSeq, a predicted model, not a curated record